AUGGAGCUCGAUUCAUCUGAUCGUCACAAUGAUACACAUUCAUUAGAAGCGACUGAACAACGGCCACAACAACAACAACAAAAGAAAAAGAAAUGUCGUGGUAAUCGAAAAAUACAGCGUUAUCGAAAACAACUGUAUGCACAAGGCUUAGAUUCAGAAACAGUCAAUAAAUUGGUUGAAGAAAAACUUCACAAUUCACAACAACCACAACAACAACAGAAUCACGAAGCAAUAUCAUCGAAGACAGAUACUACACAAAAUCUGAAAUCAUAUAUACCAUUGAAUCGACUUACAUUGCCCAACUUAAGUAGUGGCAGUAGUAUCGAUAGUAUAGAAAUGACACCACAACGAAAAAGAUUUUUGUUAACACCAACACCCACUAUCGAAACAAGAACAAUACUGGAUAAACCAUUAAGUCAUUUAUCAGUAUCACCAACAAAUAUGAAGAAAAAGAAAAAAACAACUACAACAUUGUCCAACUCAAGUAGCAGCAGCAGUAGUAUCGAUAGUAUAGAAAUGACACCAAAACGAAAACGAUUUUUGUUAACACCAACACCUACUGUAGAAACAAGAACAAUACUGGAUAAACCACUAAAUCAAUUAUCAAUAUCACCAAAAAAGAAGAAGAAGAAAAAGAAAAAAACAACUACAAGAAAUGUUCGAUUAAAUAAUAACAACGAUGAUUUAUCAAUGAACUCUUCCGAAAACUAUAAACCAUCCUAUUUAAAAGUGUCUGAUCGGAUAUUUAAGCAAUUAUUAUCGAAUGCAAUUGACAAUGGUCGUGAAAUAGUUUCAUGCUUGGAUACAAAUGAAAAACUUCAUUUUGUUCGUCAACUAACUGAACUUACGAAUAAUCUUCAUUUCAAAGAAUUACAACGACAAUUAUGGCUAGAAUAUUAUAAUAUUAGUAUCAAAGAUGAUAAUUGGACCUCAACAAUUACUAAUGGAUAUGCACAUCAACAUAAUACAUGUCGAAUGUAUAAACCAAAAAAAUCACUGAUUGAACUGCGUCGAACAAAAAUUGCCUGUCAAACACAAGAAAUAGAAAAUGAAUUACAGGCUUAUUCAUUAAAAUUACAAGAAUAUAGUAAGCAAUGGCAACCAUCUAUUGAUAUUGCUGUUCUAUCAAAUGCCAUCAAUGAAUGUGUUACAAGUGGUCAACGACGAUUAAAAGAUGAAUUUAAUUAUAAAAAAGAAAUGUUAACAUGUAAUUCAAAAGAUCAUCAGUUAAUUGCAAAGUUUUAUAAAUUAAAACCUAAUGAAGAACAAAUUCAAUUGGCGAAACAAAUUUGGCAAACCACAGCUGAUGAAUUAAGAACAAGAGAGCAAUUAGAAAUUCUUCGACAACGAAUUUCAUUAAAACGAUUACCACCAAAAACCGAUGAAAUAAUCAAUCAAUUACUAGAUGAUAAUCAUAAAACACUUUCAAAUCCUGCUCUUAAUGAAAAUCAACGUGCUAGUUUCGCAUCACGUUGUUCAAAAACAAUCGUACAAUGUAAAUUCAAUUUAAUGAUAGUACAGAUUGAUGAAUUCGAAACAAUGAUACGUCAGAAUCAUGCAACAUUAAUUAACUUACAAGAUAAAUUAUUGAAAUUAAAUCGAGAACAACCACAACUAUACACAAGUUUAUUAAUAGAUACAAUAGAACAACGUCGACAAACAAUGAUCAAUCGAUUUAUUCGAAUGCGACAACAACAAUUGAAGACUUUUUUCGACGAAGCUCCGACGGUAGACAACAGCAAUUAA
Molecule: messenger RNA, 1746 nt
Organism: Adineta steineri
Lineage: Eukaryota; Metazoa; Rotifera; Eurotatoria; Adinetida; Adinetidae
Source: the annotation of a GenBank genome assembly